CAAACUCCCCCAAAACUGUGACAUAACGGGGUGGGGGUUUUUCCUUCUGGCCUAACCUCACUUAGGUCUCUCAAAUUAAUAAAAGAAUUAGGAAAACAUGAAAAAUACGGACGCUGCGAGGAUGAACCCCUGUCUCAAGGAGCAGGAGCAGACGUACAAGUGCUUUCACAAGAAUAACUUCGAUAAGGAAGCCUGUCAGUUGCACAUAGAAAACUACAAGUCUUGCAAGUCCUUCUGGAAUUUUGUAAAGUCGGAGCGAAUGAGAAAAGGCAUAAGGCCGGCUUUGCCCCCCGUUGAAGAGCGAGAACAAAUCAAACAGGAGUAUAUGAGCAGGUUUUCAACAAGUUAGCCUUUUUGCAACAUUUAUUUUCAAAAAAGAAAAACAUUUAACAAAGGUUUAUCAUAGUUCUAGUGAUAUGAUUGUUGUAAUUUGAAAUGAUCACAAUGGCACAUGUUAAUUUUAUUUAAAAAGUAAAAUUACAGGCAUGUUCUUUU
Molecule: messenger RNA, 495 nt
Organism: Tribolium castaneum (red flour beetle)
Lineage: Eukaryota; Metazoa; Arthropoda; Insecta; Coleoptera; Tenebrionidae
Exons: 2
Coding region: 98-349 (83 amino acids)
Biological process (GO): mitochondrial respiratory chain complex assembly
Cellular component (GO): mitochondrion
Source: RefSeq, a predicted model, not a curated record